Messenger RNA from Entelurus aequoreus (snake pipefish), 2880 nucleotides. It is a transcript of the gene ppm1g, whose product is annotated as protein phosphatase, Mg2+/Mn2+ dependent, 1G. NCBI's taxonomy places the organism in Eukaryota, Metazoa, Chordata, Actinopteri, Syngnathiformes, Syngnathidae. Gene Ontology annotation, biological process: protein dephosphorylation. The record is from RefSeq and is a predicted model, not a curated record. The transcript has 14 exons. The coding region runs from base 180 to 1910 and encodes 576 amino acids. Gene Ontology annotation, molecular function: cation binding; protein serine/threonine phosphatase activity. Gene Ontology annotation, cellular component: nucleoplasm.
GUGGUGUCUGAGGUGCAGAUUUUAAUACCACACGGGCAAAGCUACAGAAGCCGGCUUCGCUCUUGUUAGCAUAGACGGUAGCUAGCCGACGAGCAUUCACUUUUUUGUUGUGUUGUUGCUAAUGCUAGCUAGAUAGCUAGCACCACUAACAAGGUGUGAAGCCAGAGAAACCGGCAACCAUGGGGGCUUAUUUGUCGCAACCGAACACGACCAAGACCUCUUCCGAUGGCGGCAACGGCACCAUGAGCUACGGCUUCUCGGCUAUGCAGGGCUGGCGUGUUUCCAUGGAGGAUGCACACAAUUGUAUCCCGGAGUUCGACGAGGAGACCGCCAUGUUUUCUGUGUAUGAUGGACAUGGAGGAGAAGAGGUGGCCCUUUACUGUUCAAAGUACCUUCCUGAUAUCAUCAAGGAGCAGAAGACGUAUAAAGACGGCAAACUGCAGAAGGCGCUGGAGGAUGCCUUCUUGGCCAUCGACCGCAGAAUCACGACAGAGGACGUUAUUAAAGAGCUGGUCCAGAUCGCUGGGCGUCCCAUUGAGGAGCCGCCCAUUAAAAAGGUGGCAGACGAAGACGACUUGGACACAGAGGAGGCAGCUCUGCUUCACGAAGAAGCCACCAUGACCAUUGAGGAGCUGCUAGUGCGUUACGGCCAGAAUAAGAACGCCAGCAAGCAAGCUUCUGCUGUCAGUGCGGCUGUAAAGAAGGCAUCGGGCCAGCCUCCUGAGUCCUCUGGACACAAAGGGGAAGGCGAUGAAGGGCCUAAGAAGGAGGGUGUUAACGGAGAGCUGGAGGACGAGAGCAAUGGGAAGGGGAAGGACGACAACGAAGCAUCAACGUGCGACUCCAAUGCCUCUCCAGUAGUGGCUGCCAACAAAGGGUCUACCGCAGCGUCAGACUGUGGCGGCUCCGGAAGCGCCAAUGGGGAAGAAAAAGCCACCAAGGCUGAGGUAGAUGCAGGCCCUUCCUGUUCCUCAUCCACCAAAGCUGGAGCCGAUUCCAAGUCGAGAUUCUUUGACAGCGGGGAGUCAGAGGAGGAUGGGGAAGAAGAAGAAGAGGAAGAGGAGGAGGGCAGCAAUGAAGAGGAUGUCAGUGAAGACGAAGAAGGAGAGGCCGACAGCAGUGAAUUGGAAGAGGAAGAUACUGAAGAAGGAGAGGAAGACUCAGAGGAUGAAGAUGAGGAGGGGAUGUGUCUACCCGGAAUGGAUGGCAAGGAAGAGCCGGGCUCAGACAGCGGUACCACGGCUGUUGUGGCUCUGAUCCGAGGCAAGCAGCUGAUUGUGGCCAACGCUGGAGACUCUCGCUGUGUGGUGUCCGAGCGAGGAAAAGCUGUUGACAUGUCUUAUGACCACAAACCCGAGGAUGAGGUGGAGCUGGCUCGCAUUAAAAAGGCUGGAGGCAAAGUCACCAUGGACGGACGGGUCAAUGGUGGACUCAACCUCUCCAGGGCCAUUGGCGAUCAUUUCUACAAGAGGAACAAGGUUCUCACGCCAGAGGAGCAGAUGAUUUCGGCCAUGCCCGACGUGAAGGUCCUCACUCUCAACGAGGACCACGAUUUCAUGGUCAUCGCCUGUGAUGGCAUCUGGAAUGUGUUGAGCAGUCAGGAGGUGGUCGACUUCAUCAGUGAGAGGAUCAAACCAGACCAGAGUGGUAUCGCCAGACCCCUUUCGGCGAUUGUGGAGGAGCUGUUGGACCAUUGUUUGGCCCCUGACACAACUGGAGACGGGACAGGCUGUGACAACAUGACCUGCAUCAUCAUCACCUUGAGGCCGCACCCUUCGCCAGUUCAGAGCCAGGCGGACGACACGAAGAAGAGGAAGCACCCAGAAAAGGAGAAGGAGGAAGCAGACGGAGAAACCGCUCCUGAGAAGAACGGGAACGACAGCAAAAAGGCCAAAAGUGAGCAGAGCUAAAGAGAACUGUCACCCGGGCUUACUCAAGUCACCGCAGCAGAGAAAAUGAAGUCUUGACCUAUCACAAAAGAUCUCUUCGCCCUUAAAACCGAAUCGACACAAGCUCCAGUGUGCUUCUGUUUUAGGGUGGCCCCUCACUUUUAGUUGUUUGCUCUCUUUGGAAAGUGUCUAUUUUCCAAGCUACAUUUGUAGCAAGUUAAUUCCUGACUCUUAGCAGCUGUUUUCCCCCCUACCUCGCAAUUGCACACUUUUGUCGAGAUGGAAGUUUGACGAUACUUCCCGAUUCUGUUCAUUUUUCAAACAGCUGCGGUCACAGCCUCACUGCCAAGUGCCAUAAAAGCUAAGAUUGGUCUGCAUGCAGAGAGCAGAGGCCAUGUUUGAUGUGACCAAGUGGAUGUUUGAGUUCAGCGCUGCAUUUAAUUUUCCUCUCUCCCCCUUUUCAUUCCUACUUGUCGUCGUUUAAAUGUCUAAUGCAGAGUAAUUGCCGGGAUUUUUUGGCGGCAAGAAAAUAUAUCUCCUGAUAUCUAAUACGUCCAUUCAAACUCUUUGAUUACAUCCUAUAGCUUUCAAAGAUAUAACUUUUUUUAUACAUAGACUAGGACCUAUUUUAAGUAAAGACCAUUUCUACAGCAUAUUUUUAAGGUCUUCUCCCCCACUCGAAGCCAAUCAUUGAACGUUUAGUUAUGAAGAUCAUGCGCCUAUUUUUGUUUGAUUGGUACGAUUUAGAAGUGUGGUGUAACUAUCAAAGGUUUUUUCCCCCCCGCCAUUAAAUCUUUGUGACUGUACGUUUGCUUCCAGUGUACUACAUACUCCCCCUCCCCAUCAUCCCUCAUGUACAUAGAUUUUUCUUUUCUCUCUGACAAAGAAUGCUUUUUGUUUGCAACUGUAAGUCAGUGUUAACAUUUUUGGUGCGUUCUCUUUUGACACCUGUAUGUAAAUACAUACAAAUAAAUUUUUUUAAGUACCGGUA